GACAAUCACCAAUAUAGUUUAAAGUCUACAUUCUCCAAAUGGAGAAACUAUGAUAUAAAGAGGGGAAGUAACUUUUCUAAGACAAUACAGCAGAACCAGCCCAGUGCUUCUCCCGCUGAGCUCGGCCUUCAUCUCAUUAAACUUCUUUUGGAAGCUUGAUAGUCAAGUGCCCAUCAGAUCUGGGAAAUGUUCUUAUUCUCAAAGCCAAAGUCACAGAAAAAAAUCUGCACAGGAAAGAAAAAGGUAAGGGAUUCCAUUGCCUAGAGAAGUUUUAUUCCAGUCAUCCCUGUCAUUAUAUUUUCACUUGUAAUUUUUUACAUCAUAAAGUAAGUAAUUAAAUUGAAAGUAUAAGCUUGUUCAUACAGAGUGGUAAUCAACAGCAGAGCAGUCUACCUGGCAGUCUACAUGUCCCAAGUAAGAUCACUGUUUAUUUUGUUUCACUUUGUUUUUUGUGAUGUCUGGAUUUAUGUUGGCCAACAUGGCCGUCCUUUCCCGAGAUUCUUUUUAUAUGAUUGAGCACAGAGAGUCUUGCGCUGUUCCACACAUUAUAAACUAAAUAACCAUGCAGUGCUUGGAAGUUACAAAAUCUUUAAAAAUAUAAGAACUUUCUGCUCACCUGGCAGUAUUUUUUCCACAAGUCAGAUAACUUACUGGGUAUUAUGAUUGGAUGGGUAGGAGGUGUUGGGGAGGAGAUGGGGCUGGAGAAGAGGAGGAAGUGGAGGGGAUGGGAAGGACUGAGUGAGGGAGAUGGGGCCAGGUCUGAGAGGUAAGUCUAUGGGAAUUCCUGGUGCUACAACUUACUGUUCUGGAAUGUCCUGGUUUGGAUGGAAGAUGUCUUUGUGUGAAGACGUUGAGGAAGAUUGCUCUGAGAAAGCUCGUUGCCGUCACACUUCUUUUAUUAAGUCGUUUUUUCCCUUCUUAAUGAGCAAGUUGAGAUAAAUGAUUUAUUUUUCAGGGACAAAUCAAACCAAAAGUAUUGCAUAAUUCUUGACAUGAUGGAGUAUUUGGAGCAGAGAAUAGCGUUUGUCCUUUUUUUCUUAUCCAGCUGGGGGUAAGGAAAUGAAUCUCUUCUUUGGAAAACGUGUGGUAACUUAGUGAAAACUGUGUUAUGCCUACCUGUGCCAUACAUGCCUAAACUGUACUGAGUUAUUUUUGGUAUUCAACCUAAUAUGGUUACUUCUUGUGCUCGUGUUAAAAUCUGUGAACUAUUCAAAUUAUGGACAGGGUUAUUUGAAUCUUGAAUAAAUGAAUUUGUCAGAUGUCCUAAAAGCUGUUUUUUACAGUGUCACCUCACUGGCAAGACACCUUGCUUCUAGUUACGAUGAUUCUGGCAGGGUUUUUUAACCUAACGGCCACGUCCACCUCAUGACACUGUCUGCAUUUAUUAUCCAGCGCUUUGAUUUUUGUCUCUUUGUUUUCUCCUUCAGGAUUCCUGGACUCCAGAGUUAAGGUUGAAGUUGGAGAAGUUUCUGGCUUUAAUUUUUAAAGCCAGUAACACGCCAAGGCUUUUAACACUCUGUAAGGAGAACGGACAAAGUAACAAAGAAAUGUUGCAGCAGCUCCACCAGCAGCUGUUAGAAGCUGAACGGAGGUCAAUGACAUACCUGAAACGGUACAAUAAGAUCCAGGCCGACUACCACAAUCUCAUUGGAGUCACGGCAGAGCUGGUGGAUUCUCUGGAGGCCACAGUCAGUGGCAAGAUGAUCACUCCGGAAUACCUUCAGAGUGUCUGCAUCCGCCUCUUCAGUAACCAGAUGCGGCAGAGCCUGGCUCACAGCGUGGACUUCACGAGGCCUGGCACGGCUUCAACCAUGUUAAGAGCUUCCUUGGUACCUGUGAAAUUGAAGGAUGUCCCAUUACUGCCUUCCCUGGAUUAUGAGAAACUGAAGAAGGAUUUAGUUUUUGGAAGUGACCGCUUGAAAGCUUUCUUGUUACAGGCUCUGCGCUGGGUAGGUACCUUUACCCUUGAAGUUAAAAAAAAAAAAAUGAUACUGUGGUGGUUUUCUUGGCUGGCUACCUUGCUUGUAUCUUUUAACCCAACUACUAAAAACCUUCCUUCCUGCUGCCUAUUGAUACCGAGAACUGAGGUUAAAAAAGAACAUGUGAAGCAGCUUCUAUGCUUCGUCGUUUGCCCACCUAGCACUUCCUAUCAGUCCAUGCCACUCCUGAGCCUCUGGGUGAGACAGGAGGAGGAGUACCCAGACCUGUCCGGGAGGCCUGUGUUCUGUGUCUCCCACUUUGCUCUCACUCACUGUCUCCCCUCGCUGCCUUUCUUGCAGAGGAGCGUGCUUCAGCUGCUGCACUCACAGAGUGAGGUGGUGCGCCAGUACACGGCCCGGCUCAUCAAUGCCUUCGCGUCACUUGCAGAAGGUCGCCUCUACCUUGCCCAGAACACAAAGGUGCUGCGAAUGCUGGAGGAAAGGCUGAAGGAGGAAAACAAGGACGUCAUCACCCGGGAGAAUGUCCUUGGGGCCUUGCAGAAGUUCAGCCUCAGGCGCCCGCUGCAGACGGCGAUGAUUCGGGAUGGCCUCAUCUUCUGGCUGAUUGACAUUCUCAAGGACCCCGACUGCCUGUCUGACUACACGCUGGAGUACUCGGUGGCUCUGCUUAUGAACCUCUGCCUCCGGAGCGCAGGGAAGAACACGUGCGCCAAGGUGGCGGGCCUCGUGCUGAAAGUUCUUUCAGAUCUCCUUGGCCAUGAAAACCACGAGAUACAGCCAUAUGUGAAUGGAGCUCUGUACAGCAUCCUUUCAGUUCCGUCCAUUCGGGAGGAAGCCAGAGCAAUGGGAAUGGAAGACAUUCUGCGCUGCUUCAUCAAAGAAGGCAGCGCUGAAAUGAUUCGCCAGAUAGAAUUUAUCAUCAAGCAGCUUAACUCUGAAGAACUACUGGAUGGUGUUCUUGAAUCUGAUGAUGAUGAAGAUGAAGAUGAUGAAGAAGAUCAUGACACCAUGGAAGCCGAUCUGGACAAAGACGAGCUGAUCCAGCCCCAGCUUGGAGAACUCUCAGGCGAGAAGCUCCUGACCACAGAGUACCUGGGAAUCAUGACCAACACACGGAAGCCCAUAGCCAAGCAGCGGAAGGGCCCAGCUGCUGUGCAGUGGAGCGCAGACAAGCCCCUGCGCCGUCCCAUCACCCCCGGCGGCCACAGGACGGGGCACCCAGUGCUGGAAGAUGAUCUCAUUUCUCCCCAGAUGGCCCGACAGGCCAGAAGUGGCCACUUGGAGCCCCUGUCAAAUGCUCAUCUCCCAGCCCACAAAGUGGGGAAGCCUGGCCCUGCAGGGGCUGGCGUGUCUGUCUCAGCCCUCCAUGACGCCAAGCCAGGAGAGUGGUUGUCGGCGGGACCCCAGAAGGACCCUCGCCUGCCCCCCGCCGGGGCCUCCAGCCAGGACCCGGGCAGUGGAGAGACCGCCAGGGAGUUGAUGUCGGCCUUCGUCCGCCAGCCUCAGACCCCCCACACCCCGGAGAUCCUGGACCUGAACCUUCCCAAGGUGAAGGCGUCGGCUCCCGCCCCUCGGUUCUCCUGGUGCGGCCCCCAGCAGGCCAGCCGCCCCGCCUCCGCGGGGCCCUCUGCCCGGGGCCUGCAGAGCAGCCAGGCCCUCAGGAAGUGAAGAGAGCUUCUUUCUGCGGGUGUCACCAUCACGUUGCCUGAGGACCAGCCAGCUUCCCAGCCUCGGCCUCAGCCAGCGGAAGCUGCAGGUGGCAGAUGAGAAGAGAGAGCGUUGUGAAGAGACCAGGCAGCCUGGGCGGCGGAGGAGGGCUGCUUUCCAGACAGCCCCAAAGCAAGGCGGCCACCAGUACCCCCAGGACCCAGCCCCGUUUUCUCCUCGGGCAGAGCCACAGAAGGAGGGCUGGGAAGAUGCUGUUCCUGCCCUUCCUUGGCGGAGGUUGUUAAACCAGGGACGUUCCUUAUCACCCUUCACACACACAGAGGAGGAGAGCGUGGCUUUGGGUUCCAGCCCCAGGCCUCACGGGCACCCAGCCAGGUAGAAAGUGUGAAGCCAAACCAGCAAGCCUGAGCCUAUCCAUCUAGGGAACUUGUGAGGAGGACUGGAGCUGUGAGGAGCCUGGGGCUGUUUCCUCAGCCCGGAGAGCCAGCCUUUUCUGAGGCGGCUGACUAGGGCGGCCUCCGCAGGAACCAGCUUUUGUCUCUGGACCAACUGGGAGGAAACAAGGCAUGUCGAAUAAGGUAAAAUCAAGAAGAGCAGAUUUGUCAUUUUCUUUCUCUUACAAAAUCGAGUAAAGAAUGUGAGGCCCUGUCUCUUCAGAGCAGCCCUGGGCUUCAGCCCAAGUGUCUUAAAGACCUCAGGAGGUCAACCAGUUGAACACCCUGUUUCCCUCCCUCAAUAAAGACCACAAAUCUAAAUAGCACCACUGGUAAAAUGGCUGAUGCCCCCGAAGGAAGAGACCAGGCAAGGACUGGCUUAGGCCCCCUGCUUGCGGAGGGCGAGAUCAGGGUCCCAGUCAUAAAGCAGGAGGAAGGAAAUUCGCCUUCAGAGCCAAUAGGCAAGGGAAUUCUGAACGUUCCUCAACUGCUAGUGGCAGGGUCUGAUCCUCCCUGAAAGCCGAAAUACAGAAUAAAAUUCAUCAUUAUUCAGGUGUAUUUUGGGAACACGUGUGGGUGUGUGUGUAAAGGAGAAACGGGAAGCAAGUUAAAGUUGGCUGUUGUCCCCGGCCCUUGAUCUGCCCAGUGGUGAGACAUCUUUGUGGUCCCCCUUGCACAUAAAGCAUAAGUGUUGCAUCUUUCAGUGGCCUUCUGACUCUUCAGGAGAGCAGGCAGAGGAGGAAAAUGGAAGAAUGUUUGAGCAGGCAAGAGACCAGGUUACCCCAAGAGAUGACCAUAAGCUUGUUGAGAGCUGGUACCCGGGGUUAACCUCACGAGUUCUCAGCAGUAGAACUCUCAUGUGUGACUGGCCUGGUGACCACGCCAGCAGGCCCAGCAGCUGCAUCUUCAUUUUCUGGAAAUGUAUGAACCCCCCUCUGUUCUUGGGGUAGAGUGCCUUGGAGGAUAUAGUCCCUACCCUGUUGGAACUGUUGACCCCCAGGCACCUUCUGGGCUCCUGGCUUGACUUCAAAGGUAUAAAAAACAUAAGUGCUCAUCUGGGUUUGGGGGAGUCUUCAGUACUCUUGAUAUGGACAGACAGGAAAAGCAGAGAAUGGAUCCUCAAAAUGUAAUCCCCUCAUGGUCAAACUGUGGAAAGCUGUAGACUGGUUGCAGAGGAGUAUAAUGGAAAAAUCUCUCCCGUCCCCUCCCCAUCCCAAUAAAUCCACUCC
This is a messenger RNA of Trichechus manatus latirostris (Florida manatee), 5271 nucleotides long. RefSeq names its product armadillo repeat containing 9 (gene ARMC9). Gene Ontology annotation, biological process: cilium assembly. The record is from RefSeq and is a predicted model, not a curated record. The transcript is spliced from 20 exons. NCBI's taxonomy places the organism in Eukaryota, Metazoa, Chordata, Mammalia, Sirenia, Trichechidae. Gene Ontology annotation, cellular component: centriole; ciliary tip; ciliary basal body. Bases 1548 to 3608 code for a protein of 686 amino acids.